Molecule: messenger RNA, 5501 nt
Organism: Triticum aestivum (bread wheat)
Lineage: Eukaryota; Viridiplantae; Streptophyta; Magnoliopsida; Poales; Poaceae
Product: putative disease resistance protein RGA3
Exons: 6
Coding region: 908-4756 (1282 amino acids)
Molecular function (GO): ADP binding
Source: RefSeq, a predicted model, not a curated record
AGAUGGUCUCGACAAGAAGGUCCCGGAGCUCCUCCGUCGGUUGCGGGUCGUACGUCGACGGCAGCCACUCAGGCCUCGCCGUGGACACAAGGUGGAGUCGAGGAGAAGCAGUUGGCAUGGACAUUCCGUUUCUCUCUGAUGUCUGAGAAGAAAGUCCGUCUUCGGUGCAGCGAUAUCCAACAGGAAGCAUGUGAUGCAUUCAAGAUUCACGAAAACCAAUAUUGUGGUCCUCCCUGUGGUCACCCAGCAGUGGAGGUGCACUGUAUGUCUGUUGUCACCCGUCGGUGGAGCAGGAGGCAUGUGAUGCAUUCAAGAUUCAACCAAUUAAGAAAACCAAAGUUUUGGCCUUCCCUCUGUGGCAGAAACUCCGAGAUGAAUUGUCUUUUGCACAAAUAGGUAUGCUGUCUCACGCAGGUAAUUUUUAGAUUUGCAUUUCUGCGACUUUUUGUAUUUGGAAAAAGUAAAUCGUAUUUGCUAACUUCACAGCCAGUGGAACGCAAAUUUUGAAAAACUGCAUUGGUUCUACUGGCAUAUAAAUAUCAAUUAUAAUGACCCACUUGCAAUAUUCUGGUUGUCUGGUGCUCCAGCUGUCCCUACUAAGAAAAAAAGAUACCCCCAGCUGUUAACGUGGUAUGCCCAAAAAGAAUGCCAAGUGCUCACACCAGCUGUUAACGUUGCAAGAUUGGGUAGUUGUGAUUGGUUAACAGAAAGCCAAGCACGACUUGCUCACACCAUUCUCUUCUCCAUUCUGCACCUGCACCUGUGCUCACACCACUCUUCUCACCAUUCUGCACAGCCCUUGUGUUCCACUGUCUUGUGCCGUGUGUGUACCGUUCGGCGCCGGCCGCCAUAACUUCACCGGAGUCGCCUCCUGCUUCUGCGCCGCGUCAAUUUCCUCAUUGCAGAGAUGCAUGACUUUGGGUUGAGGCAGACAUUGUUGGUGUCCAAUCAGUUGAGGCAGACACCAGUGUCCAAGGAGUGGAGGCACACAGAUUAUGUCAUCAUCGACCCACAAGAAAUUGCCAGCAGAUCCAGGCGCGAAGAUAAGAAUAAUAUCAUUAAGGUGCUACUUGGUGAAGCUAGCAAUGCAAAUCUUGCAGUAGUUCCCAUUGUUGGAAUGGGGGGCCUUGGCAAGACCACAUUGGCGCAACUCAUAUACAAUGAACCUGAAAUUCAGAAGCAUUUUCCGUUGCAGCUCUGGGUCUGCAUCUCUGAUACCUUUGAUGUGAAUUCGGUGGCUAAGAGUAUAGUUGAAGCAUCCCCCAAGAAAAAUGAUGAUACAAACAAACCAGCACUGGAUAGACUUCAAAAACUGGUCAGCGGGCAGAGGUAUCUCCUUGUAUUGGAUGAUGUCUGGAACAGAGAGGUCCAUAAGUGGGAAAGGCUGAAGGUCUGUCUUCAACAGGGUGGCAUGGGUAGUGCAGUGUUGACAACAACCCGUGAUAAACAAGUUGCUGAAACUAUGGGUGUAGAUAGAACCUACAAUCUCAAUGUUUUGCAGGAUUACUUCAUAGAGGAAAUUAUUGUGGAUAGAGCAUUCAGUUCAGAGAAUGAAAAGCCUCCCGAGCUGCUCGAGAUGGUUGGUGAGAUUGUGAAGAGAUGUCGUGGCUCUCCUUUAGCUGCAACUGCACUGGGCUCUGUACUUCGUACCAAGACCAGCGUAGAAGAAUGGAAGGUUGUAUCAUCUAGAAGCAGUAUCUGCACUGAGGAAACGGGAAUUUUGCCAAUACUCAAGCUUAGCUACAACGAUUUGCCAGCACACAUGAAGCAAUGCUUUGCUUUCUGUGCCAUAUUUCCCAAGGAUUACAAGAUUAAUGUGGAGAAGCUUAUCCAACUUUGGAUUGCAAAUGGCUUUAUCCCAGAACAGGAGGAAGAUAGUCUUGAAACCGUUGGCAAACAUAUUUUCAGUGAGCUAGCAUCAAGGUCAUUCUUUCUGGACAUAGAGGAAUUUAAGGGUGACAUGCAAAAUCAGCAGUACUGUUUCAGAACUACAUGCAAAAUCCAUGAUCUUAUGCAUGAUAUUGCAAUGUCUGUUAUGGGAAAGGAAUGUGUCGUUGCAAUUAAGGAACCAAGUCAAAUUGAGUGGCUUUCGGAUACUGCUCGGCAUUUGUUCUUGUCAUGUGAUGAAACAGAAGGUAUUUUGAAUGAUUCUUUGGAGAAAAAGUCCCCUGCCAUUCAAACACUGAUAUGCGAUAGUCCUAUUCAAAGCUCAUUGAAGCAUCUAUCAAAAUAUAGCUCUUUGCAUGCCUUGAAGCUCUGUCUGGGAACAGAAUCAUUUCCGCUCAAACCAAAGUAUCUGCAUCACCUGAGGUACCUUGAUCUCUCGUGGAGUGAUAUCGAAGCACUUCCUGAGGAUAUAAGUAUUCUAUAUAACCUGCAAGUGUUGGACCUUUCCGACUGCCGUUAUCUUGAACGACUUCCAAUGCAAAUGAAGUAUAUGACUUUCCUCCGUCACCUCUACACUCAUGGAUGUCCGGGGUUGAAGAGCAUGCCUCCAGGACUAGGAAAACUCACUAACCUACAGACGCUGACAUGGUUUGUGGCAGGAGUUCCUGGUCCUGAUUGCAGUGAUGUUGGAGAGCUGCAGCAUUUAAACCUUGGUGGGCAGCUAGAGCUAUGCCAGUUAGAGAAUAUCGAUAUAGAAACAGAAGCGAAAGUGGCAGAUUUCGGUAAAAAGAAGGAUCUCAGAGAACUGACAUUAAGAUGGAGCUCUGUUUGUGUCAGCAAGGUGCUCAACAAUUUUGAACCUCAUGUUGGGCUGCAGGUUCUGAAGAUAUAUUCCUAUGGAGGAGAGUGCAUGGGUAUGUUGCAGAACAUGGUUGAGAUCCAUCUUUUUCAUUGUGAAAGAUUGCAAUUUUUGUUCAAAUGCAGUACAAUCCUCACUUUUCCAAAACUGAAGGUGCUUAUGCUAGAACAUCUGUUGGGUUUUGAAAGAUGGCCGGAAAUAGAUGAGAGGCAAGAAGAACAAACAAUAUUUCCUGUGCUUGAGAAGUUGUUUAUUAGUAAUUGUGGAAAGUUGGUAGCAUUACCUGAAGCACCAUUGCUGCAAGGACCUUGUGGUGAAGGUGGUUAUACAUUGGUACGCUCAGCGUUUCCUGCCCUAAAGGUACUCAAAAUGAAAGAGUUGGAGAGCUUUCAGAGAUGGGAUGCAGUCGAAGAGACUCAAGGAGAACAUAUAUUGUUUCCUUGUCUAGAGGAACUGUCAAUUGAGAAAUGCCCAAAGCUGAUAAAUUUACCUGAAGCACCAUUGCUUGAAGAACCAUGUAGUGGAGGUGGUUAUAGAUUGGUACGUUCAGCCUUUCCUGCCCUCAAGGUGCUCAAAAUGGAAGACUUGGAGAGCUUUCAGAGAUGGGAUGCAGUUGAAGGGACAUUGUUUCCUGAGCUUGAGAAACUGUCAGUCCAGAAAUGCCCAAAACUGGUAGCAUUGCCCAAAGCACCAAAACUCAGUUUAUUCGAAAUUGAAGAUGGGAAGCAAGAGAUCUUCCACUGUGUAGACAGGUAUUUGUCUUCAUUGACCAAGCUGACACUGAAGCUAGAACACACAGAAACAACAUCAGAGUCUGAAUGCACUUCAAUUGUACUGGUCGACAGCAAAGAGAAAUGGAACCAGAAAUCCCCACUUACAGUUAUGGAGUUAGGACGCUGCAACUCAUUCUUUGGACCAGGUGCACUAGAGCCGUGGGACUAUUUUGUACAUCUUGGAGAGCUGGUAAUUAACAGAUGCGAUGUGCUCAUCCACUGGCCAGAGAAUGUGUUCCAAAGCUUGGUAUCCUUGAGGAUAUUAGUGAUUAGAAACUGCGAAAACCUGACUGGAUAUGCACAGGCUCCUCUUGAGCCAUUGGCGUCCGAAAGGAGUCAACACCUGCCAGGUCUGGAGUCCCUUUAUUUAUAUGAUUGUGUAAAUUUGGUAGAGAUGUUCAACGUUUCGGCAUCUCUCAAGGAAAUGAAUAUUCGUCGGUGCCAUAAGCUUGAGUCCAUAUUCGGCAAGCAGCAGGGCAUGCCGGAGUUAGUCCAAGGAUCUUCUAGCAGUGAGGCAGUCAUGCCUGCAGCUGUAUCAGAGUUGCCAUCCUCACCCAUGAAUCACUUUUGUCCAUGCCUAGAAGAUCUAAGUUUAGUCGAAUGUGGAAGCUUACAAGCGGUUCUAAGUCUGCCUCCAUCCUUAAAGACCAUAUAUAUUUCUGGCUGCAAUAGCAUUCAAGUCCUAUCAUGUCAGCUGGGUGGGCUCCAGAAUCCAGAAGCCACUACCUCCAUAAGCAGAAGUCCUAUCAUGCCAGAGCCACCAGCAGCAACAGCACCAACUGCAAGAGAGCAUUUACUUCCUCCCCAUCUCGAAUAUCUAGCAAUACUGGACUGUGCUGCCAUGUUGGGUGGGACUCUUCGUCUGCCUGCGCCCCUCAAGAGACUGCGCAUUAUUGGCAACAGUGGGCUGACAUCGCUGGAGUGUCUGUCGGGAGAGCACCCCCCAUCGCUGGAAUACCUUUAUCUUGAAAGAUGCAGUACCCUGGCAUCCCUGCCGAAUGAGCCGCAAGUAUACAGGUCUCUCUACUUUGUUGGAAUUACAGGCUGCCCUGCUAUAAAGAAGCUCCCUAGAUGCCUGCAGCAGCAACUGGGCAGCAUUAACAUCAAAGGACUAGAUGCCCGUUAUGAAGUGAUGGCACUUAAACCGAAUACAUGGAAGGAGAUGCCAAGGCUAGUCCGUGAGCGGAGGAAGGCCACUCGACAAGCCAGGGAGCGCCAGCAAGCCAUGCAGGAGUAAGCAGGGCGGAAACCACAUAGAAACGGCAUGGAUUCUGUUUGCUUCAAAUAAUGUACUACCAGGUCGAUCGGCUUAGCUGAACUUUGAUUUCUAUCUUGUUCAGAUUCAGACAUAUGUAUUGUGAAUUAAGUCAUCUCCCUCAGCAUCUGCCAGGUAUCUGUUUCAAUACCAUACUGAUGGAAAGCUUGCAUCAGCGCUGGUUACCGUGGAGAUGUUGCUGGCAUGUCAAAUCAUCCUUCCUCAAGAGUGUUGUUGAAAACCUGUCUGCACUCUGUAGUUUUCAGCCCUGGGAAAGGAUAUGCUUGUGAGUUUCUUGGAUAAUAAAUAGGCCUCCCUCCCCUGAUGUCCGCUCUACUCUGCUAGAGUGCUACGGGAGUGAUUGAUUGCUUCUACAACUGUAGUACAGUCGCUCUCGAUCGAGAAUUGUCGGGGCCUGCGGUGGAGGGCGUCUGGUCCUGAUCCCUGUCGUACACACCCACCCAAAGGAGCAGCAGUGAGCUUCACUGGAGAAGACAAGUUAAGGUUAUCACCUCUCGACGUGUGGUUCCACCUCCGUGAUCUGAUUAGAUUCAGCUACAAUAUGCAUUUUUCGCCCUCGUCGAACAUAAGUUAAGUUACAAUAUACAUUUUUUAGAUUGCUCACCGCAUAUGACAUGUGGUGGCCACGACUUGGAUUUAACUUAUAAUUAUAUGUCAACUUGUGUAACUGUGUAAUCUUGUUGUUGCAAUAGUGAUCUUGAUUUUA